Aphanomyces astaci is the source of this 810-nucleotide messenger RNA. RefSeq lists its product as hypothetical. Lineage: Eukaryota; Oomycota; Saprolegniomycetes; Saprolegniales; Verrucalvaceae. The transcript has 2 exons. Gene Ontology annotation, molecular function: phosphoric diester hydrolase activity; double-stranded DNA 3'-5' DNA exonuclease activity; DNA-(apurinic or apyrimidinic site) endonuclease activity. The record is from RefSeq and is a predicted model, not a curated record. Gene Ontology annotation, biological process: base-excision repair. Gene Ontology annotation, cellular component: nucleus. Bases 1 to 810 code for a protein of 269 amino acids.
AUGAGUCACGACCACUUUCCUGCUCUCCCAUCUGAACUCGUGGAUUGGGACCCACAAAUCAUCUCCCUCAACACCAACGGCUUCUCCAACAGCCACCGGUACAUCCUCCAGAAACUCUCAAGCACACACGACGUCACCUUCGUCCAAGAAACGCGUUUCCGCGCGCCGAGUUUGCAAGACAAAGUGUCCUACCAUUGGCAACCCCACAUCACCCACCCACCCGCCACGGGCGGCUUGGCAACUCUCCUCCACCCCCACUCACCCCUGAAGAACGCCGUCGAAGUUGCACACGACAAUCCGAUUCUUCGCGGACGAUAUCUGCAAGUGCGUUGUGUUCUUGGCCCUGCCACGAUUGUUCUCCACAACGUGUACGCGCCAAUUUCAUGGUCCGAGCGAGCGCGCUUCUUCGACGAACUGCCACGCGACUUCCCCCCACAUUUCCUCCACAUUGUGGGAGGCGACUUCAACUGCACGCUCAACAAGGAUUUGGACUCGCUCAACCCCAGCGCCGCCACCAUGGCCGGAACAGACGCCUUGUUGACCUGGAUGCGAGACUUGUCCAUCGUGGACCUGUUUCGCCAGCAAAAUCCACUGCGGAAGACUUUUACCAGUCCCAAGCUCAUCAACCGCCUGGACUACAUCUUCUGCUCUUCGAGUUUGGCAAGGUUGGCGCAUUGGAAAGCCGCGCACUUGCCGCAUAUCCCUCACGCCGAUCACGUGGCUUGUCGAAUCAUUGCCCAACGACAGACAACGCGACAUGGCUCCGGUUCCUGGAAGGCCCCGCCGUGGCUGCUGCGACUUAGCACUUGA